CCCAGCAGGAAGGGUUCGCUUCCGGGUGCCGCUGGCUGAGGGGGCAAAGCGGCGGCGGCGGCACUCGGGGCAGGGCCGAGCUCCCUCCGGCGGGCCCGCCAUGUGAAGAGACCCCGACGCCCCUCAGGUUAUACCUUGGGCCAGGAGACAUGGACAGCAGCAGCUUCAUCCAGUUCGACGUUCCCGAGUACAGCAGCAGCGUCCUGAGCCAGCUGAACGAACUCCGCCUGCAGGGCAAGCUUUGCGACAUCGUCGUGCACAUCCAGGGCCAGCCCUUCCGAGCUCACAAAGCCGUCCUCGCCGCCAGCUCUCCCUACUUCCGCGACCAUUCGGCGUUGAACACCAUGAGCGGCUUGUCAAUCUCCGUCAUUAAAAACCCCGGCGUCUUCGAGCAGCUGCUUUCUUUUUGCUACACUGGAAGGAUGUCUCUGCAGCUGAAGGAUGUGGUCAGCUUCCUCACUGCAGCCAGCUUCCUCCAGAUGCAAUGCGUCAUCGACAAGUGCACCCAGAUCCUGGAAAGCAUCCAUUCAAAAAUCAGCGUCGGGGAAGUCGACUCGGUGACAAUCGGCGGUGAAGACCCCCUGGAGAACCACAACGGCCUGAAGGAGAGCGGCUACUUCGCCAACCCCAUUGAGAUUUCCCCUCCUCCCUACUGCGUUCAGGGCCGCCCGCCGACUUCAGGGAACGAUCUCCGAAUGGAAACGACGCCGACCAAUGCGCUCCGCGGCCGCCUGCAAGAAGAAGGCCACUCGGACCGGGGUAGCAGCGGUAGCGUUUCGGAGUACGAGAUUCAAGUCGAAGGAGACCCCGAGCAAGCGGAGCUGAUCAUUCGAGAGAGCCAGGCUGCCGAGGUGAAAGUCAAAAUGGAAAAAAAUGACCGGCCCAGCUGCUCAGAUAGCUCCUCGCUUGGUGACGACGGAUACCACACGGAAAUGGUGGACGGAGAACAAGUGGUGGCCGUUAAUGUCGGAUCCUACGGCUCUGUCUUGCAAAACGCUUUUUCCUAUUCCCAGGGAGCCUCGCAGUCGGCUAACGUCUCCGAAUCCUUCAGCAGCCUGAGGAGCUCCGGCAGUUCGAGGUCCAUGCUCGGCUCCUACCGAGGCCGUGGGCGCCAAAAGCGGGUCUCUGCCAGCCACUUGCACAGCGACGUUUCCAGCCUGGUGUCGGGAGCCGACAGCGAGCCAUCCGCCCAUCCAGCAGGCUACGAGAGCAGCCCGCGGGAGAGGAAUUCCAGAGGCCACUGGUAUGCCUACAGCGAACGGUUGAUCUGCAUCUACUGCGGCAAGUCCUUCAACCAGAAGGGCAGCCUCGAUCGGCACAUGAGGCUGCACAUGGGCAUCACGCCCUUUGUGUGCAAGUACUGCGGGAAGAAGUACACCCGCAAGGAUCAGCUCGAGUAUCACAUCCGCGGCCACACCGACGACAAGCCGUUCCGCUGUGAAGUCUGCGGGAAGUGUUUCCCUUUCCAAGGGACCUUGAACCAGCAUUUACGGAAGAAUCAUCCCGGCGUGGCCGAAAUCCGAAGCCGGGUGGAAUCGCCCGAAAGAACAGAAGUCUAUAUGGAACAGAGGGACGACGAUGCUUCCGCUCCCGAGACUCUGGAUUAUACCAUGGAUGUGCACACCCCCGAUUAAAAACAGCCGAGGCUGUUCCUCUCGCCACGCAGCUGGAGCAAAGCACACGUUCCUUCUUCGUUUCUUCGGUCGGUUUCACGAGAGUUAUAAUUGCGAUAUUUCCCCCUCCCCCCCAAAAUUUUAGCCGUUCUUGCGGGCGUGUUUCCAAAAUGAAAAGCUGCUUGUUUUGUUUGCAAAGAAGCAGGGUGAGUUCUAUUCCCCAAAAACCAUCCAAGGAAAUGAUGUGCUCGCCGGUGGGGACGAGCUUUUGUUAGAUGUGAUGACAACAGGGGAUAGUGCAGGCUGGUUCACCAACCCAACACCUCACGUUGUGUUGCGGGGAGCCGGCGAGCAGGCAGACGUCCUCAGAUGCGAGUCUCAUUGCAGUCAAUAGGACUUAAUUUCAAUUUGAUCGAAGUGGCAUAGCUCAAAAGCUAUAAAUAUGCCUCCCAGCUGUGCUCGUUUUAUUUUGUCAUAUGACAACAGUGGGUUCAAGAAGGGUUUUUUUUUGUUUCUUUUCUUUGUGGAAUAACUAUUUCGAUAGCUUUGAAUUUUAUAUAAUAUAUAUACAUAUAUAUAUAUAAACACUUAUAAAAGGUUAGGGUUUUUUUUUCCUCUUCUGGUUGGUGAGGGGUGAAUGUAGAAUAUCUUAAAUAAAUUUUAAAAAGAACCCUGUUGAUAAGGCUUUCAAAUUUAUAAGCCUGGUUUUUCCCUUUGUGCAAAUAGGAUAUCCAGAAACAAGCAAAGUGCAACUUUUUCUUUUACUGUAACUUUGCUUUAUAGCGUAUAAAAACCAAAUGCCAUAAAUGUAUUAAUUUGGGGUUUUUUUUGUCUAGAAUCCAAACUGGGCAACUUUGGUGCUGACCUCCCCUCUUUUUUAUAGGAACAAACAAUGUAUUGUUAUAUUAGCCAACGCAGAAUAUAGGAUUGUGGUUUUAACUAUUUUUUACUCUGCUCAGAAUCUACCUUCAUUUCGUACUGUAAAAAGGCAGACCGGGUUAAAUCAUGUUUUACAUUCAUCGCUCUGGAUAGUUAACAGUCAGCUUAACAGUGGAUUUUUUUUUAAAAAGGUUGUUGUAUUUGAAUCUACAAUAUUUCAGUGCAGUAUUUGUAAUGGACCUCUUCAGGUACACUUUAACUUCAUACUCUACGUGUUUUCAAAUGAAACCGUUGAUUUUUAAAAAACUUUUUGUAAUGAUGUUAUAUGGGAAACUAUGAGCAAUAUAUAUCCUAUUGUAUUAGAGAGGCUUCUUUUAGCUUCUCCAUAACAGUGGCUAAAUCAGUAUUUUUCACAGAGAGCCAAUAACAAAUAUCCUCUUUUCUCUGCUUUUCAGACGUUUGAUAACUUUCAAAAGUGGUGCUAACUUCUCCUCCUCCUUACUCUACAGCAUUAGAAAAUGUGAAACUUAAAACUUAAAAAAAAAAAGGACUUUUUACUUUUCCGCUUAGAUUUUGCUUUCCCAGAAACAGACCUCAAAGAGUAUAAGCUGGCAAACUUGACUGUAUUAAAGGGAGGGAAAAAAGAGAAUUCUACACAGUGGGGGAAAUGACAGAUUUUGUUCAAGUAUGUUGUUGCUUUGACGUGUGGUGGGAUGGGCCGCUUUUUGAUCGGUGCCCGGGAAACGUGAGUGUCCCAAAUUACUCUCCUUGCUGGAUUUAUUAGUGGCUGUUUUGAUUUCU
This is a messenger RNA of Thamnophis elegans (Western terrestrial garter snake), 3293 nucleotides long. It is a transcript of the gene ZBTB34, whose product is annotated as zinc finger and BTB domain containing 34. Gene Ontology annotation, biological process: regulation of transcription by RNA polymerase II. The transcript has 2 exons. The record is from RefSeq and is a predicted model, not a curated record. The coding region runs from base 150 to 1634 and encodes 494 amino acids. Gene Ontology annotation, molecular function: RNA polymerase II cis-regulatory region sequence-specific DNA binding; DNA-binding transcription factor activity, RNA polymerase II-specific; protein binding. NCBI's taxonomy places the organism in Eukaryota, Metazoa, Chordata, Lepidosauria, Squamata, Natricidae.